AUGAAAGCCGUCAAGGUCUUGCCCCAGCAGGCUGAGUGGUCCCCAUUCCCCUUCCCGGCGGAGAAGGACCAGAUCGACUUUACACAUGGUCUGCUCACGCUGGCUGGUAGCGAUGACCCCAACCUCGGGGAGGGCCGAGUGGCCCGUGGGUACAUCACCGAGAUCCUGGGGCUCGACAUGGGAACUACUCGAUCUGAGCCCCAUCGGCGGCCACGGACUGGCCAAUUCUUGAGACUUCAUUUUGCCGGUCGCUUAUAUUGA
Molecule: messenger RNA, 261 nt
Organism: Fusarium sp. VM40
Lineage: Eukaryota; Fungi; Ascomycota; Sordariomycetes; Hypocreales; Nectriaceae
Source: the annotation of a GenBank genome assembly